Pocillopora verrucosa is the source of this 2167-nucleotide messenger RNA. RefSeq names its product cystinosin homolog. Gene Ontology annotation, biological process: L-cystine transport. The record is from RefSeq and is a predicted model, not a curated record. Gene Ontology annotation, cellular component: vacuolar membrane. Lineage: Eukaryota; Metazoa; Cnidaria; Anthozoa; Scleractinia; Pocilloporidae. Gene Ontology annotation, molecular function: L-cystine transmembrane transporter activity.
AUUCUUCCGAUCGAGGCCGCGCAUCUCACAACGCAGCACUUCAUACGUUGCGUGACAUAGACUCCUAUAAAUGGCUCGUCGCAGCCGUAAACAAAGAGUGACACACAAAGGGACGGUCACAAUUACAGGUUAAAACAAACACCGAUCGAAUUUUUAAGUGAUUGGUGAAAAAGUUUUGCGUCACAACCAUCCUGAAGGACUGCAGAAUUCUCCAUUUGCUUUUAACUGCCGCAACUCGCCAAAGCAUGACGAAUACAGCAGCGCUCAUUACCGUGGCCGAUAUAGUUGGUUGGGGUUAUUUUUUGUCUUGGACGGUAUCGUUUUUCCCACAAAUUUAUGAAAACUGGAGGCGAAAAUGUGUGGUUGGCUUUUCUUUCGACAUGUGGGCUUACUUCUUUCUCAGUUAUAUUACCUACAUGAUUUACAAUGUGACGGUCUAUUUCGACCCGAAGGCGAUCAUGUCUAAUUUAGAUCAGGAUAACCCGGUCAAGCUGACAGACGUGGUAUUCUCUAUCGUAGCGUUUGCCUGUACUACUACUCAGGGCAUACAGUGCUUGAUGUACGAUCGGGGAUCGCAGGAAAUUCAUCGUAGCACAAUUGCCAUUUGUGCUGGUUGCUUACUGGCCCUCGUUGUACUAACUGUUCUCAGCCUUUUUGGCAUCCUCGGCUCGUGGUUUGUGGUCCUUCAGUAUUGUGGAUAUGUUAAGUUUAUCGUUUCAUUUGGGACGUAUUCACCUCAAGUGUGGCUCAACUUCAAACGCAAAUCCACAGAGGGGUUCCAUAUUGGUGGAGUGCUGCUGGAUUUUGGUGGAGGAGUACUCAGUCUGUUACAGAUGGAUCUUUACUGCUUCAUUGAACACAGCAACAAUCAGCUAACAGGGAACAUUCCUAAGAUGGCACUUGCUGUCUCCACUCUCUUAUUCAACAUCAUCCUCAUUUGGCAACAUUAUGUGUUCUAUUUGGGAAAUGAACACCGUUCUAGUGAUAGUGAGAAAGAACCUCUGUUAAGAGGUGAAAGGUCAAAUGAGUUUUAUACAGUAAAUGUCCAUGCUGAGGAUGGAGAUUAUAUUGUGAUAAGUUUUCAAGAUUCAGAGGAGGAAAGCACAACCCAACGUGGUGCUGGUUCUCAGGAGUCUUUGGUGUAAAUUUUUCUUUUAAAGCAAAAACAAUCCUCAAAUGUUUUAUAUUUUGAUUUCAACAGGGGAUGAUCUGAUUUUGUAUAUAUGCAUUUGAAAACAAAUGUAAUCAAAAAUUUGAUAAUCUACAUUUUUAUUGAUAGUUUUAUCUUUACAAAGAAUUUUUUAUUUAUUGAAUUUUUUAAUGGCUAAAUUUUAGUGUACAUAUUAAUCUUUAAUUGUUGGAAUUGAAAGUGGACUUAAAAUUACACCACAUAAUUAAGGCAAAAACUCAAGUCUGCAUUGUGGUACAACUACUACAGAGCAUUAUUGGAAUUACUAUGUACUGCGAAUACAUUCUUCCAACUUGCAUGCAGAGAUGCCUAAUUUUGGAAAGCUGACUUGAAGUGACUAGAAAAAUGAUUUUAUAAUGUGUUAGAGGUAACUUUUUGGGAGUAUGUUAAUAGGAUCAACCAAAGUCAUCCAUAAGGUAGGCUAAGUCAUCAGAAUUUCAGGGAAUUAAAACUUUUCAUAACCCUUUCACUGCCAAGAUCUGAUUGUUAAUUCUCCCCUCUAGCUGCUACAUAUUUGCUUCUAAAUUAGUCAAGAGAAUUUGGUGUUAGAUCAAGAACAACAACUUCUACGCGAUAAGUUUAAGUAUUCUCAUUACCUCUUUGCUAGAUAGUAUGUGGAUAUUAUAGGGAGAAGUUACCUCUCAAUCACUUCUGGGAGUUAAAGGGUUAAGAGCAUAUUUGAAAAUCUUACUCAAAAGGUCAGUGUUGAGGAAAAGAAACUUUAAAAUAACUAAGUAUAGCCUAUUUAUGUGCUAAGGAUGAGCACUAUACAAACACAUAACCCUAAAACCCUAAGCAAAUUUUAAUGGGAAUGUUUAGGAGAAUACAAGGACUUGAAACCCUUUAUUAAUCGUUACAAAGCACAUAUACCUAUUUCUUGAAGUGCAAAAGUUAUUUUUGAUGGAAAGUAUCAGUUACUACAAUAGGGGAAUUUUUAUGGGAUUUAUUCCAAAUGUUGGAAGUUUGAUAAGCAAGUGA